Protobothrops mucrosquamatus (brown spotted pit viper) is the source of this 2207-nucleotide messenger RNA. Its product is annotated as discoidin domain-containing receptor 2-like. Gene Ontology annotation, molecular function: collagen binding; ATP binding; protein tyrosine kinase collagen receptor activity. Gene Ontology annotation, cellular component: signaling receptor complex. NCBI's taxonomy places the organism in Eukaryota, Metazoa, Chordata, Lepidosauria, Squamata, Viperidae. The record is from RefSeq and is a predicted model, not a curated record. Gene Ontology annotation, biological process: cell surface receptor protein tyrosine kinase signaling pathway; protein phosphorylation; positive regulation of kinase activity. The transcript is spliced from 15 exons. The coding region runs from base 63 to 2207 and encodes 714 amino acids.
GACUGAGCACCCCUCACACUGCCCAACGGAGGUGACCCAUUUGCAGGUUACCUUCACCGAGGAUGUUCUGCUUAUCUCUUCUGCUCUUGGCUGGAUUUCCACCAUAUUGGGGGUCUGAAGUCAAUCCUGCAAUAUGCCGCUAUCCUUUGGGGAUGUACGAAGGGACCAUCCGUGACGAGGACAUUACUGCGUCCAGCCAGUGGUAUGAUUCAACGGGACCCCAAUAUGCCCGCUUGCUCAGAGAAGAAGGCGAUGGAGCUUGGUGUCCCGCCGGACUCUUGCAACCAGAAGAUGUGCAGUUUCUCCAGAUUGACCUCCACAAACUGUACUUCAUCACCUUGGUGGGAACACAAGGACGCCACGCCCGGGCCACCGGGAAGGAGUUCGCCCGUGCCUAUCGGAUCAAUUACAGUCGUAACGGCGAACGGUGGAUCACUUGGAAAGAUCGUCAGAACAGGCAGGUGAUCCAAGGCAACACAGACACCUACGAAGUUGUGCUGAAGGACCUUCGCCCGCCUAUCAUCGCUCGCUACAUCCGUGUCAUCCCGGUGACAGAGCAGCCGAUGACGGUCUGCAUGAGAGUAGAACUCUACGGUUGUGUCUGGUCUGACGGCCUGGAGUCAUACAGCAUGCCCGAAGGAGAAGCCAUGGUGGCCCCUGGCAAUCCUAUCGUUUAUCUAAAUGAUUCAAUUUAUGACGGUUACCAGGAACGAAAGGUCCUCCAGGGCGGGCUGGGCCAGCUUACAGACGGUGUCCUGGGAUUGGAUGAUUUCACCAAGAGCCACCAAUACCGAGUGUGGCCAGGCUACGAUUACAUCGGCUGGAGGAACGACAGCUUACGGAACGGCGUCUUGGAGAUGGAGUUCCAGUUUGACCACCAGAGGAACUUCACCUCCAUGAAGGUCCACUGCAACAACAUGUUUUCCAAAGGGGUGAAGAUCUUCGAGAGAGUGGAGUGUGUCUUCAAGCCGCAGUCGGCCACUGAGUGGGAUCCACAGCCUGUGGGCCUGGACACCGUUUUGGAUGACAAGAAUCCCAGCGCGCGAUUCGUGACCGUCCCCUUCAACCAUCAUAUUGGCAAAGCCAUUCUUUGCCAUUUCUACUUUGCUGAUACCUGGAUGAUGAUAAGCGAAGUUUCUUUUCAAUCAGUGAACAUGGAUGCUUCUGACCCAAUCCUGGUUACUUCUGCAUGGAGUCCCACCACGGAAUCAUAUCCAUCAUCAGAGAGACCAAACACUACACAGGGGACUUUGGGGAGCAGUGCCCUAGCUUCCAUCAGCCCCAGGGUCGAGCAGAAGGCAGAGGACUCCAACUCUUCUAGUCUGAUCAGCUGUCUUGUGGCCAUCAUUCUUCUCCUUUUGGUGGUGAUCAUCGCCAUCCUGUGGAGACAGUAUGCUCAGAAGCAUCUGGAGACGGCUCCCCGGCGAAUCCUGGAAGAAGAUGCCACGGUCCGUCUCUCCUUCUACAGCUCCAGAAUUGUCAACGGCCAGACCCAGAUCCACCAGAGCAACCCCACCUACGAGAGAGUCUUCCCCUUGGAUCUGGAAUACCACCAGCCUCUCACCCUCCUCCAGAAAUUGCCAGAGUUAUCUCAAAGUGCCGAAGACUCAGCCUGCAGCGGGGAUUAUGCAGAGCCCGACCUCACCAAGUGCACCCCUCACCAGGGAUUCCAGAACAAUGUUCCCCAUUACGCGGAGACGGACAUCGUCAACUUGCAAGGGGUGACCGGGAACAACACCUACGCCGUGCCGGCCAUCACUGUUGACUCGUUGACCAAGAAGGACAUCUCCGUAGCCGAGUUUCCCCGGCACCAGCUGCAGCUCAAGGAGAAGUUGGGAGAAGGGCAAUUUGGGGAGGUCCACCUGUGUGAAGCUGUGGGUCUUCUGGAAUUCUUGGGCCGCGCUUCUCCAGACAGUUCCAGCCAGGCGAUUCUGGUGGCUGUGAAGAUGUUGAGAACGGAUGUCACCAAGACAGCCAGGAACGAUUUCCUAAAAGAGAUCAAAAUCAUGUCCCGGCUGAAUGACCCAAACAUCAUCCGUUUGUAUCAAGGCCGACAGGCUUACUUGUCCCAGCCGCCUCUGUGUUCAAAUCCUGUCUUUUCAUUGAUGAUGAAAUGCUGGAGCCGGGAUAUCAAAGACCGCCCCACCUUUGAAGCAACCCAUCUGUUUCUCAUUGAACAAAUGGACGGAAGUAUCGGAACGAUAUGA